UUUAAUACAAGUACAAGUUACAAUCCUGUGAUUUGUCAUUUGUUGCAUUGAUUGAAAUUGCUAUCUUUUGCAGGUUUUUAUGUGGCACGGAAAUUGAAUUUCUAUUAUUUUUCAAAUUCACUGCUUCGAAUUAAUCUCUUGGAAUGGCGUCACCGCGUACCCGUCGUAAAUUGAACUCUAUACGCACGCAAGAUGAGAACCACAAAUGCUUUGAAUGUGGCACUCUGAAUCCUCAAUGGGUGUCUGUGACUUACGGGAUUUGGAUAUGUUUGGAGUGCUCGGGUGUGCAUCGCAGCCUUGGAGUUCAUUUAUCUUUCGUUCGGUCGGUUACCAUGGACAAAUGGAAAGACAUCGAGUUGGAGAAAAUGAUGGUUGGGGGCAACUUAAAUGCUCGCGUAUUUUUUGAGAGUCAACCUGAUUAUAAGGCGGAAAUGAAAAUUGUACAGAAAUAUAAUACUAAAGCUGCUGCCAUGUACCGUCAAAAGAUAACAGCACUUGCUGAAGGUCGUGACUGGAGUCCCUCUGAUUACAAGCCAGAGAUAACAGAAAGGUCUUCUGACUGGAGCCAGUCUCAAACUUUUUACUCAUCUGGUGAUAACACAUUCCAUACUAGUGGAUCUGACAAUAACAUAAGUUACCACAGUGAAUAUGGCAGUGGUCGCUACACUGGAUUUGGAAACACACAAAAACAAUCUCACUCUACACCCAUGUCCCCCAUCCACAGUGGCAAUGAGAUUGUUGAUAAUACUCUGGCAUCUCUAGCUUCGGGCUGGUCAAUGUUGGCUUCAUCAGUGUCAAAAGCAGCGCGCAGUGCAACUGAAAAUGCUGUGCGUUAUGGAGGAAUAGCAUCGCAAAAAGUAUCUGAUAUGGCUUCCACUGUUACUGAGAAAGUGAAUAAUCGUGGUGGAUGGAGCUCACUUGGUGGUAGUGAGCUGCGUCGUACAAGCAACUCAAGUACCCAUUUCCAGUCUACUGGCUAUGGUGCCAUGAAAAAUUCUACAUCUGAACCAUAUUCCAAGUGGAAUGAACAGACGCAGCCUGGUGCAGUGCAGUCUGUCGCAGCGCGUAACAACUUAGAUUCACGCGAUCUGUCUCAAGUGGGGGUAUCAAGUCCUCCACCUGACAUUAAGAACAUAAUUAUCAAGAAGAAAAAACAAGAUGAUGAUUCGUGGGAAUGGCUUAACAACUAAGUCAACUCUUGCAUCAAAUUUAAAAAAUCUGUGUCAACGGGCAACUGUAUUAUUCUUCAAUGGUGACAGCUGUAACUUAUUUUAUAUUUUCAUUUUAGUACAAAACAUAUUUGGUAAAUUAUAUAAGAAAAAUAAUCUACAAUCACAAUAAUUGUAAUAUAUUAUUUAAUUUUAACACGCAUAAAUUAGCUUCACUAACUAUGCAUGUAAGAAAAUCUUGGAAUCUUAAUUUGACCCACUUCCCGGUCUUCGAUUAGGAUGAAAUUUUGCACACGCUCUGAGGUCUGAUUUUAAUACAUGACUAGCUAAGAAACGUUACAUUACAAACCCAAUAUGGCGGACUGGCUGUUUGAAAUACACCCCCAUGAUAUGGAUAUCAAAUGAAAGGGUUUUCUGUCAGGAAUACGAAAAUAAGAGUCACGUGACUUAAAUCCAAUAUGGCGCACAUGCCAUUUGAAGUGCACCCCCAUGAUAUGGGUAUCAAAUGAAAGGGUUUGCUGUCAGGAAUACGAAAUCUUUGUUUUCUCCAUUUGUAAUCUUUAGUGCGUGCUAAAUGCGUGUUUUUUAGUUUUUUAAAUAUUAUUAUUUUUAUUAUAGUUGAAUGUUAGUUAGCUCAAUAGUAUGUGUGUAGAUUUAAUAUCUUAUGCAUUGUCAACUAAUUGUGUUUAAAAUAAUAAUUGACUUUUUGAAUAGAUUUGAAGUUAAAUUACAUUUAAAGAAUUACGCUUAUGAAACUAUUUUUUAAUGCAAUUUUUAUAUUCCAAUUUGCAUGUAAUUUUAUCAAUGGUAAAUUUUAUUGAUGUUGACUAAAAUGUAUUUAGAUAUCUACCUAGUUUAAGAAUAUCUCAGUAAUAUUUUAAGCUUAUUCAAAAGUACUUGGAUAAAUAAUACUAGAUAAUUAUUAUAUAAAAUCAAAAUAUGUCAGCUAUACAAAGGAAAAAGUUGGCCAAAUAUUCUAAUAGAAUUUUUCUGUUAUAUCUAUAUAUCUGUCGAAACAGUCCCCCUGAACAAUACUUGCGGAGUGUUUCGAUUUUUUUAAUGAGAAGUAUAUUAUGGUGGUCAUAAAUUAAAACUUUAGAAAGUAUGAAUGAGAAUAAGAUCAAUAAAAAAUAAUUUACCAAAAGUAUUAACUAUGCUAUAUAUAUAUAUACUACUAUAACUAGUAAUUUAGGAAAUUAGGUACAACAACAUUAACUUCAAAUAGUUUUUUACUCCAUAUUGGGUGUAAGGUUAUUUCUGUAAUCAUAUUUCAAAUUACUAAAAUGGAUAUUCAUAUGGAGUUAUUGUGGCCUCAUUUCUUAUUGAGUUAAAUUUAUCUUGAUGUGUAGUUGUAAGAUAGCUGUUAGAUAUUAAUAUGUUGCCUAAUUUCACUGUAAGUUUCCUAAAUAGUAAAAUAUUUGUAUGAUCUUAUUUUAAUAUGUUUAUAUCUCAAUUUACUCUUAACUAAAGUUAAGGCACAAAAUACUUUACCUAAUAUCAAUUUCUCCUGUCAUUACUUUCAUGUUCUGUUUUAUUUCCUUUCCUAUUUCUUCUGAAUGUACUUUACUUCUCCGUCCAUUGCAAUGGUAUGGUUAUACAUGAAUCAAAUAGAUGUAAAACUGCCUUUGCUUAUCAAUAUCUUGGUAUAGAUUUAUUGAAAAUUGAAAAGAAAAGCAUUUUUGGCUCAUAAAAAAACUGUAUAGACAUUCUCAAACACAAUGGAGCUGUUACUGGUGUUUUAAGUGUUCUAUUAGUGCUUUUCUCCGUCCAUAUAAUCUUUUGGCUGUAACUUGUCCUUCUAAUUAAAUGGACUUGUAAUUUUUGGUAUCUUGUAAAUUAAUAAAAUUAAAUAUGUAUUAAUCAACUUGUAAUAUUUGAUAUGCAAUUUCUGUAUGUCAAUAAACUAGUGUAUGGUUGGAAGGGUGGAACUGAGCCUAUAUUUUGUUAUUUAGUUAAGAAUAAAGUUACAUAUUAAAAUAUGUAACUAGUAAUAAUUUGUAAAAUUAAUAUAGCUAUUUAAUUACAAAUUAUUAUUAUUAAAAUGACAAAACAUGUAUUGAGACUUUUUUCAAUUUCAGAAAAUUAAAUACAGUCUCCUAUAAUUGUUCUCCUAAAACUUUCACAUACCAUUAUUGGCAAUUAUUGUCCCAUGAAAAAAUGUACCAUGUAUGAGUAGGUAUUUAUAUUAAACUGUAUAUUGCAUGUUUCGAUUUAUUAGAGACAAAGUUUACAAAAGGAAUCCUAAAAUUAUUAUUUUAUAUUUUUUCUAAACCCAGCUUAUAAAGCAUUAAAAGAAGAAAAUUAUUUUUAUCAAAUAUUAGAUAAGCAAAAACUGUUUCUGUCUCCAAUAGUUAAUUAGAAUGUUGGCCAUGUCAUAGUAUAAUUUUUAUGUUUAGUAUUACAUUAAAGGAAAUAAAUAAAUAAAUUACCUUGCAA
Molecule: messenger RNA, 3605 nt
Organism: Bicyclus anynana (squinting bush brown)
Lineage: Eukaryota; Metazoa; Arthropoda; Insecta; Lepidoptera; Nymphalidae
Gene: ArfGAP1
Product: ADP-ribosylation factor GTPase-activating protein 1
Exons: 9
Coding region: 144-1190 (348 amino acids)
Biological process (GO): regulation of ARF protein signal transduction; regulation of endocytosis
Cellular component (GO): Golgi membrane
Molecular function (GO): GTPase activator activity
Source: RefSeq, a predicted model, not a curated record